This is a messenger RNA of Hippopotamus amphibius kiboko, 2779 nucleotides long. RefSeq names its product tripartite motif containing 29 (gene TRIM29). The coding region runs from base 209 to 1966 and encodes 585 amino acids. Gene Ontology annotation, molecular function: zinc ion binding. The transcript has 9 exons. The record is from RefSeq and is a predicted model, not a curated record. NCBI's taxonomy places the organism in Eukaryota, Metazoa, Chordata, Mammalia, Artiodactyla, Hippopotamidae.
CCUGCCUCUCCCAGGACCCUGUUGUCUCAGGCUCGCCUGUGGCCCCUCCUCUCCACUCCUCCUCCUCCUCUCCGCCCCCCACCCCCCCACCCCGUAGGUGUGUCUCAGGCUCUGUGGCUGCCUGUCCCACUCCUGCCGAGACACUGCCCGAGAGGUCACCCCCCUGCACCUCCAGCGAGCCAGACACAGACCAGCCAGGUGAUCCGCGAUGGAAGCCGCAGAUGCCUCCAGGAGCAAUGGGGCCAGCCCGGAAGUCAGGGAUAUCCGCAGCCCUCUGGGCCCCAGUGGGAGCCUGGAGAAUGGGGCCAAGGCCGGAGGCAAAGAGGCCAAGACCUCCAAUGGGCAUGGUGGGGAGGCGGCCGAGGGCAAGAGCCUGGGUGGUGGCCUGAAGCCGGGAGACGGAAAGGGCUCCCUGUUCUCGGGUAAUGAGUGGCGACGGCCCAUCAUCCAGUUUGUGGAGUCUGUGGAUGACAAGGGCUCCAGCUACUUCAGCAUGGACUCUGGGGAAGGCAAGAGGUCCCCCUAUGCCGGGCUCCAGCUGGGGGUCACCAAGAAGCCCCCUGUCACCUUUGCCGAGAAGGGGGAGCCACGCAGGUCCAUCUUCUCGGAGCCCCGCAAGCCCACGGUGUCCAUCAUGGAGUCCGGGGACGUCCGGCGGAACAGCUACCCCCGGGCUGACUCCAGCCUCCUCCUGCGCUCCAAGUCGGGCUCCGAGGAGGUCUUGUGUGACUCGUGCAUCGGCAACAAGCAGAAGGCCGUCAAGUCCUGCCUGGUGUGCCAGGCCUCCUUCUGUGAGCUGCACCUCAAGCCCCACCUGGAGGGCGCCGCCUUCCGCGACCACCAGCUGCUCGAGCCCAUCCGGGACUUCGAGGCCCGCAAGUGCCCCCUGCAUGGCAAGACCAUGGAACUCUUCUGCCAGACAGACCAGACCUGCAUCUGUUACCUCUGCAUGUUCCAGGAGCACAAGAACCACAGCACUGUGACCGUGGAAGAGGCCAAGGCCGAGAAGGAGACGGAGCUGUCACUGCAAAAGGAGCAGCUGCAGCUCAAGAUCAUUGAGAUUGAAGAUGAAGUUGAGAAAUGGCAGAAGGAGAAGGACCGCAUCAAGAGCUUCACCACCAAUGAGAAGGCCAUCCUGGAGCAGAACUUCCAGGACCUGGUACGGGACCUGGAAAAGCAAAAGGAGGAAGUGAGGGCUGCACUGGAGCAGCGGGAGCAGGACGCUGUGGACCAAGUGAAGGUGAUCGUGGAUGCUCUGGACGAGAGGGCCAAGGUGCUGCACGAUGACAAGCAGACCAGGGAGCAGCUGCACAGCAUCAGCGACUCAGUGCUCUUUCUGCAGGAGUUUGGUGCCUUGAUGAGCAGUUACUCCCUCCCCCCGCCCCUACCCACCUAUCACGUUCUGCUGGAGGGGGAGGGCCUGGGGCAGUCGCUGGGCAACUUCAAGGAUGACCUACUUAACGUGUGCAUGCGUCAUGUUGAGAAGAUGUGCAAGGCGGACCUGAGCCGGGGCUUCAUCGAGAGGAACCACAUGGAGAACGGGGGUGACCAUCGCUACAUGAACAACUACAGUAACAGCUACACCAGUGAGUGGAGUGCUCCAGACACCAUGAAGAGAUACUCCAUGUACCUCACGCCCAAGGGUGGGGCCAGGACAUCAUACCAGCCGGCGUCCCCCGGCCGCCUUGCCAAGGAGAAGAACUUCAACAAUCUCUAUGGCACCAAAGGUAACUACACCUCCCGGGUCUGGGAAUACUCCUCCACUGCCCAGAGCUCCUCCGACGACCUGCCUGCUGUGCAAGGUAGCUCCUCCUUCUCCCUGAAAGGCUAUCCUUCCCUCCUCAGGAGCCAGAGCCCCAAGGCCCAGCCCCAGACUUGGAAAUCUGGCAAGCAGACGUUGGUGUCGCACUACCGGCCCUUCUACGUCAACAAAGGCAACGGGAUCGGGUCCAACGAGGCCCCAUGAGUUCCAGGCAGGCAGGAACGAAGCACUGCCACCCCUGCCCUCCCCAGCCAGCCCUGCUGCUCUUGCUACUCUUCUCAUCUGGGUGGGAGGGGGCCUGGCCCUCCCCCGGCACUCCCCCGCUCUCUCAGGGCCGCCUGGCCCCGCCCUCCCCAUCAGCCACGCUCCAUCCAGGGUCCCUCCGGCUUUGUGACUAAGAGUCACCAACUUUCCUGUGCUCAGAGGCCAACCCUCAUGGGGAUGGGAGAUAAGUGGGCUUUUCUCUCCUAACCCACCACCCUCCUCCUCUUGGGAGGAAUCCUUGGGGCCGGUGGUGGGUGCUCAUAUGAUACCAGCCUGCCUUCCCUGCCCAGGUCCCUGCUGUCUUCAGACCUGUUGGCCAUUUGUCUCCAAGACCCCUUACCCCAUGAUGCUGUCCGUAGGUGCCUGACCACGACAGCCACCCAUCUCCCAUCCACAUGGGCCCACUUCUUCCCAGCAGCCUGGUCCCCCAAGAGAAGACAGGUCCCAUGUGCCCUGCUCUGGUCCUACUUACAAAUGCCCAGCCUGGCAGGGCCUGCAGCCCUUGGCCAUCACAGAGGGAGAGCUCUCAGGGUCUUGGCAUCACCCUGCCGUGCCUUGGGUCUCCCCACACCCACCGCGAGUCUGCGGUCCCUGAGGACGGGCUCUCCCGGCCGGCAGGAUGAUCGUCACCAAGAUAUUCCUUUCUUCUGCCUGCUGAGAUAAGCAAUUCCCUUGAUGAGAUAUACUCCACCCGUGAAAAUAGCUACUGGCCCAGCUGCCCCGACGGAAAUGUAAUUUACCUGCAGAAUUUCA